AUGUGGAUUUACACUACUUCUGAGAUCGCGCCUUCACAAGCGCCUGGUGCAGUCGAGUCGAGGGUUGAAGUCAAGUCGGUUGCCGCCAUCGUCGAUGCAUUGCCAUACAGUGAAACUUCGACGGGGCGGCAGCGUGAUGUAGAGGGUUUGUCAAUACUUUUCAGCUCGAGCUUGACAUACACUGAGCCAGCUCCGCCCGAGCUUACUGGAGAUGAUAGUGCCAAUUACACACUCACUUUCGUUUCAAGAAGUAAUGCACAUGACCUUUCAUAUCAACUAGGCAUUGGUCGUCGUCAGUUGGCUGUUGGAUACCUCACCCUACCAGUCGCCAACACGUUCUUCGUGAACGGCAGUCGUGCAACGCUCGUUGAGGAUACUUGGCGAGUCACUCUUCAGCACAGCUCGACCGAAUCUGAAGGGAAACAUGACACGUUGGCGACAAAUAUCAGCCAUGAGCAGAGGAAAGAUCUCCAAUCAGCGACUAUUGAUGCAGCUUUUCAGUAUGACGCUAUAGGUCAGUCUAUACUUCCACUUACCCCUCUCACCAAACGACGAGCAAUCACGAAAGCGAUGGGCAAUGUGGUGACGGAAAUAAAGACCGGAGCAACAGUAGUACCUGCCUCAAGCGAGUUAGAAAAGAGUGUUUCGGACUACAUCGGCAAGAACUCUGAGGCCACCUCUGCGGGCCCGUUAUUGAUAUACGCUUCUGUUAUCCCUCAAUUUGGAGCACAAUUCGCGGAUCCGGAUUCGAAUCUUCUCCUGACGCUUCCACCACAGUCGCUCCAACUGCAGUCGUGGAGCAUGAUCAAUAAUAGGAACAGAUGUACAAGAUUGUUCAGAGUGACUGGGGGCGGUGGUGGAUGGGGCAAGAAACAAGGACUUCUCUCGCUUGACCCGGCAGUGGACUUUGAUGGGCAAAGUACGGUAUCGAGCUUCCCCGACAUCGACGACUCAGGCGAUAUAGGUCAAAUUUCGGAACCCAAGGGAAUGAUGCCUUCACUAAGCACGAUUCAGUUUUGGGUAUUCAACAAUGACAGUACACCGCUCGCCGAGGACCAGCGAUUGGACCUUGACAGGAUAUUUGGAAGAAGUGGUGUGGAGCAAGAAAAAAAGAACGACAUGGACAAAAUGUAUUUCGUGCUUGGCACAGGGCCAAGGGCGGAAGAAAGAGAAGGGAUUGAAGGACACGAGAGACAAGCCUUGAACAGAUCGGAGAUGCAACAGCAGUUUGUUCGUGGGUAUUUUGGAAUGCUCGCAUAUGGCGGCGCUGCCGUUGGAAGUCUGCAGGCGCAGGGAGAGAAUGCUGCAGGGCCUCUUUAUACCGGAGCCAGGAGCCGUGUCGAUGUGCCCAACACGACGUUCGUUCUUGAAUUUGAGCCUGCCACAGAGGCGGGUGCAGUCAGAGCCGCACGGCCAAAGGAGAAGACCUCGUGA
Molecule: messenger RNA, 1434 nt
Organism: Exophiala bonariae
Lineage: Eukaryota; Fungi; Ascomycota; Eurotiomycetes; Chaetothyriales; Herpotrichiellaceae
Exons: 2
Coding region: 1-1434 (477 amino acids)
Source: RefSeq, a predicted model, not a curated record